Mya arenaria is the source of this 2260-nucleotide messenger RNA. RefSeq lists its product as uncharacterized. Gene Ontology annotation, molecular function: zinc ion binding; ubiquitin-protein transferase activity. The coding region runs from base 114 to 1892 and encodes 592 amino acids. The record is from RefSeq and is a predicted model, not a curated record. Gene Ontology annotation, biological process: positive regulation of DNA-templated transcription. The transcript has a single exon. NCBI's taxonomy places the organism in Eukaryota, Metazoa, Mollusca, Bivalvia, Myida, Myidae. Gene Ontology annotation, cellular component: nucleoplasm; chromatin.
AUAUUUAGUUAAAUAAGUGCGUGAAAAUACUUGAAACGUAAAUCGCAUGUAGGAUACAUUUAUAAAUACAGUUUCAAAAUACGUGGAAUUAGUUGUUGAUAAAAUAUGGUUUAAUGAUGGCCUCAAAAUUUAAUAACGAUGAUGUUAUGCAAGACAACGUGGACGACGCGGUCGGUGGGAGAACAGGAAAUAAGUGUGAUCCGUGUAGUCGCCGGAAGAGGACCUCCCAUGCUGAUCUGUUCUGUAAAACCUGCUCAGAGUUCCUGUGUAACGAUUGCUGCGAAGCUCAUAAGAUCUAUAAACCCGGGGGUCACGAUAUAAGUCUUGUCAGCGAAACAAAAAGUGGUACGAUAGUUGCCGAUAUGAAAGGUCUGGAUCGGUGCCAAGAACAUGAUAAAGUGUUUGUGUUCUUUUGUGAAGAUCACGACGAUAUGUGCUGUGAAAUAUGUGCCCUUGCAAAUCAUCGAAAGUGUGACAAUCUUAAAGAUAUUGCAAAUGAAGUAACGAAAGAGAAUCAAGAUUUGUCGACUCUAAACCAGAAAAUAAAUUCCACCGUUGACGAAGCGUCAAACUUUGUUAAGCAAAUAAUAUAUGCCGUUACGAAAACAAAAAAUAAGAUGAGUGAAAUUUGUAUGGAAAUGGACGCUUACAAAGAACAAAUCAAUGCAAUGUUUGAAAAUGCCAAAAAGAAAGUCAUACAGGAGUUGACUAAUACGACAAACAAAGAGAAGACCCGUUAUGAUAGUAAACAAUUGGCAGCAAACGAGGCUAGGGACUCCCUUGAAGCGACACGGUCUAUUGUUCAUGCCGUUAACCAACACGGAUCAGCAAUACAAAAGUUCAUGAUAAAGCACGUCCUCAAGAAAAGGUUGCAGGACUGUAGGAGAGUAAUGGAAGGUUUGCGUCAAGACGACCACGCCGUCAACAUGAAUCUUGUCUGGAAUGAAAAUGUGCACAUUCUACUUUCUUUAAAGGAUGCUAUUUGUGAUUUAGUCGUGAGGUCUGAAGACAAAGUGUUAAGCGUUGAGAAAAUCGCAGGGACGGGUUCUUCUUCCGAACAACAAAUUCCUUGUAGACCGGUGCGACUGGAGCUGUUGAAGACCAUGGCGCUCGUGAAGACACGGGAGGACAAUGUGGAACCGUUUGUUACGGGUUUGGAUUUCCUGCCGGACGGGAGGAUCGUCGCUGUCGAUAACUUGAACUGGACAUGUUUUAUAAUGAGUAACACAUUAAAGAGAUCUGAUCCUUCGUAUAAAUUGGAAACGAAACCUUUUGACGUAACGUUCUACUCUGAUGAAAGUAUUGCAGUAAGUACUUUGGAAAGAACUAUCUGUCUGCUGACAGUGGAUAGUAAAAACAAAAUCACGCUUAUGAGGAAGCUGACUACGUCAUCCUGUUACUUCUCCAUCUGCCCAUUGAACGACCGCACGUUCGUGGUGAGCACCUGGGACGACCCGCGGCAUGCAAGGAUGAUUGAUGUGGACGGCCACGAGAGCGACUUUGACAAAGUGAAGUUUCCUAGCAAGACUUAUAAGGGUGACGAAAGUAAAUGUACCUACAUAUCAUCCCGUAGUUCCCUUGUUAUGUUAGACAGAUAUGCUCACAUAGUUUACACGUACAACACCGUGAACGGUGCGAGCAGUGAAAUAAAAGAUGCACGGAUACAGAAACCACGCGGCGCAUGUGUUGGUCCUGAUGACUCCGUGUUUGUUUGUAGCCAGAACACGGAAUCGGUCAUCCAGAUAUCACCGACCGGGGACGUAUGUGCGUCGUGUGACGUCGGCAUGAUGUAUCCGUACGCCAUUGCCAUCUCCAGGGACGGCACCAGGAUGGCCGUCACCAACAAUGAGAGUAGCAUGAAAUUACUGAAAUUGUUUAAAAUAACCCAGUGAUUUAUUAGACCACCAUUCUACGAGUAUAUUGCUUUAAUCACUAAAAAUAGAUAGUCUAAAAUAUGAUCGACACGUUUUUGUUCAAAUAAAUAUUUGGACUUUACUGUAUUAAAAUCAACUGAAUGAAUUUCAUAUAGUUUGAAAAAUAUAUUUCCCUGUAAUAUAAUACCAUUAUGCAUACGUAUAUUGUUAUUUGUAUAAUUUCUUAAAACAAAUGGCCAAUUUCGGUCGUUUGUUCUCGGUGAAAUAUCUAAGUCAAUUUAUACAUAAACUUUAUAUGUAUGCUUCAGUACAUGUAUUAUUUGUAAAUACACAUUUAAAACACUAGUUGUUAUGAUAAUACACUCAUUUGACCUAAUUGAACUAUG